Cadophora gregata is the source of this 2052-nucleotide messenger RNA. RefSeq lists its product as uncharacterized. Gene Ontology annotation, biological process: protein depalmitoylation. Bases 207 to 1433 code for a protein of 408 amino acids. Gene Ontology annotation, molecular function: palmitoyl-(protein) hydrolase activity; carboxylic ester hydrolase activity. The transcript has a single exon. Gene Ontology annotation, cellular component: cytoplasm. The record is from RefSeq and is a predicted model, not a curated record. Lineage: Eukaryota; Fungi; Ascomycota; Leotiomycetes; Helotiales; Ploettnerulaceae.
UGUAAACCAUCUCGUGGUGCAAGUCAUUCAUAACGCCAUUGUUACAGUUUCGUAUUAUCCUGUAGAAUAUCUGCCAUGACGGCUUCUGCAAAGAUUGUCUCUUCGAUGCAAUAGCUUAGAAAGCAGACCAGUUCGACACUUGACCAGUUCAUACCCGUUGAUCCAACUUCAUUUGAAAGUACCGAACUGACUCCAACACAUUACAAAUGACCCAAGAGCGGAAACGAACCUCGGCUCGAGCCACAGAAGGCCACUCACCACCGUUCAUAGACAGCUCCAAAGAUGAAGACCGAUCAUUCUCGGACAUUGAGGAGGGCGAUAUUUCCUCGCAGUCGGACGUUACUGUGACACCUUACAACGUAUCGAGGGUUCGUGCAAUCGACACAGUAAAUGACUCGGGAGUGGGCUCGGAAGUCUCAACACCUAUCUUGGAGCGUCUAACGGCAGGAUUAGGCUGUGGAAGUUAUCUUGAUUGUGACAGCCAACCUCCCGAUUUGGAGAUUGUUGAGCCGCUGCCAGGGCAUAGAAGAGUGCUAACUGUUGUCUUACUCCACGCCAAUGACAGCAGUGGUGCAAAAUUGAAGCAUCAACUACUUGACGCGACGAAAUGCUCAUCCGGAAAGACACUUCAGCAAGAGCUCCCAGGUGUGAGGUGGAUUUUCCCAACUGCACCAUUCAUUUGCCACGUCAAAGCCGAUAAGAGUAUUGAGAAACGUAGGAUGUGGGUGGAUUUUGGUAUUUAUGACGAAGAAGGUGAAAGUAGCGUCAAAAUGUACGAAAGCCUGAGGUAUACCAUGGAUGCUGUCAGAAAGAUUAUCGAGUCAGAGGGAAGAGCCCUUGGGUUUGAGAAACAGCUAAAGAACAGAGUUUCAUGGGAGCAUGCUGAAAUUGUCUUUGGAGGCCAUUGGGACAGUGCGGCUUCUGCUUUAGCUACUUGGAUGUGCUCAGGGACGAAUUUUGCUGGCUUCAUGGGGCUCAGAGGCGUUCUGCCUGAUCAAGAAGCCAUAACACAGAAGUACAAGGAAGACGUUGCUAGUGGUCGACCUCCUGGGCGAGGCUCGGACUUUGGACAGAACACGAACGAUUUCAUCGCGUCAUGGACAAGCACUCUUACUCGUCAGAACAACCUGUUUGUUCAGAAGAUGGCAUCCACACCAGUGCUACUGACACUACACGAAAGUGAUACUCACUGGCUAUUCGGCAGCGAGAAGUUAGCAAGGGCUAUCUACCAAACCCUCAUUGGCCCUGCUAAAAAUCUAUUUAUAAAGUGCUUCGGAAGCCCUGUCACCUUGCAGUCGAGAACUCAAGGAGUGCUUGUUGAGGAACUUGACGCCAUCCAAACCUACUUGAGAUGUCUUGCCUUUUAUAGAAAGGAUGGAAGUGGUGUGACGUUCCAGGAAUGGAUCAAAGGGCAAGCAAAGCUUUUCCAAUAGCCUUUUGUAUCCCCUCAGCGUGUAUGAUCGAUGCGGCAUGGACCUUUGGAGCCCACAGCAUCAGUUGAGACUCAUCAGCAAUUUAGAACCUGUACGACAACUGCUCCCAUUGGAUGCCCCCUAGGCGUCCCGUAACUUGGCGCGACAGAGUUUAGAGUCUCGUCACAAGCGAGUUCGAAAAUAAACAACUUCAACGAUCACAUUAUGCCUGACUUUGCACUAGUUCAUUUGUAUACGAGAUGCAGCGAUUAACUUAUUACAAACUUAUCCCUCAAACUGCCCAAGUAAAUUAUCUUAUUAAGCCCAGAUCUACGCUGCAGCUCUGUUUAUUUACUUCAUGAAAUGUUAAAGUAGCUCCACGCGCAGGAGUAGAGGCCGAUACUGAGAAUAAGUAUGCUUGCUAUAAAUGACAAACAUAGCUAACUUAUGCAAGACAGCCUGUUUCUGAGGCCUUCGCGAGUACGUAAUUGAUGUUGGGAGAGCAGAUUGAGGCUAUUAUGCGAGUCUGUGUCGUUGAGAAUCUCCAGGGAAGGUUUUGAGACGCCAUUCUUACCGCCAUGUCCAAAUUAUGGAUGCGAGCGCUCAUCGAUCGCGGACUGAUCGGGCUCAGCCAUGAACA